CAGGCUGAUGGGAGUACCAGUUUGGACUGGGCUUAUUUCGAGAGCCUGCGUUCCAGAUUGCAGAGCAUCCUCUUGCUAGUUGCUCAGAUCCAUAGGGUUUAUCCCUCGCCGCCUCGACUCCCUGCUCCCUCACGCCGGCAGCCGGCUCCACUCCUAAUCGCCUGGUGCUUCGCCGGGCGGUGGUUCGCCGAGCAUUCGUUGUUAUUGCUGGCCGGUGUAUUUUCCUCUCGCCACCGGUAGAUCUACGGAUCGUCCUUCUUCCCUUGGCGCCUCCUGCCUUUCUCCAGAAAUCUAUUACAUUAUUACUACCCCGUUCAAUUGGUUGUUUUGGUGUUGCUUUGAUUUGUUAUAUGCUUCGGAUCUCAGGUGACGGCGCCAUGGAACCCAAGGUGGCUGUGGCUCCCGAGAAGGACGAUAGGGUCCGAGAAUCUCGCCGUUGCCGAAGCAGUGGCCGAGAGGAGGAUCCCGACGAAGCACAACGUCGAUCGAAGCGAUCUAAUGUUCAGACGCGGCACCCCGGUAGCCCGGAUCGUCGUAUCCGCGACUACCGGCAGGAGGAGGAGAUGCACCGCGAGCACGGCGACCACGAUGCCAUGAGCCACCGCCGCCACCACCACCACCGAUACAAGGACGACGACUACGGUGACAGGAGCAGCCGGCGUCGCCACGACGACAGGAGCAGCAGCCGUCGCCACGACGACAGGAGCAGCCACCGUCGCCACGACGACAGCCCCCCUGAAGAAAGCCCGGGUGACAGGAAACUACGUCUUGAUGGAGGAAAGCACGGCCAGGACGUCAGUGAGGCACAGGAACCGAGUGUGGAACCACAGUUAUGCUUAGUGUUGGAAAACUUGUUUGACAAGUGUGUGGUUGAACCAUUCGUUGAUUCUUUAAAGAUGGACUCUGUUCUACUGAAGGAUGUCAAGGCUGAUGCUCAUGAGAUGUGUGCCACCAAAGGUGGUACAGUGACGAAUGUUGGUGUUGACCCCUAUGCUGGUAAAGUUUACGUGCGAUUUAGAGAUGUAAGAGCAACUCCAACACUACUCUAAACUUCACUUGGCAAAUCUUGGAUUUUGCCAAGUGUAAAGCUCAAAUGCCAAGUGUAAAAAAGAGGCUUUUCCAACAGUUAGCUAUUUUUUGGCAAAUUUGAACUAUCUUGUGAUUUCUGAAAAAAUCAGAGGGACUUUUAUGCAAAAGUUGCAAUCUAUUUAAGGCAUGCGUGCAUGCUGAAUGUUUGGGUCCCACCGCGUAGGCAGGAUGCCAAGCGCUCCCAACGCUCCUAAAUUUGAGCCAGUUGGCUUUCUUUUUGCCAAGCAUCCUAUUUUGCCAAGUGCAUAUAGGGUAGUGUUGGAGGAGCUUUUUCUAUGUUUUGCCAAAAAUUAGGAUUUGCCAAGUGCAUAUAGGGUAGUGUUGGAUUUGCUCUAAGUUAUGCGGCAGCUGCAAAGAAGGCAUUGGAUGGAGAAUACUGCAAUGAACGGUUAAUUAAGGCAACUUAUAUAGACCCUUUUGAAUGCAGGAGGAAGUUUAAUGACUAAGCAAUAUAGGCGGCAGACUGGAUGCAACUACCAUAGGAGCUCGAGUAUACUGAAAGCCGUGCGCCUCUCCUUGCGAUUGGGUCAAUGUCAAUAAGGAUGGAAACGAGGUUUUGAUUGCUACUGUCCGGUUUUGAUUGAUUUUUGGUUGUAGAGAGUAUCUUUACAUAUCAAACUGAAGUCACAUUUAUUGUUCGAGAAGAACAGAUCAUCUUAUUAGCUGGUUGUUGCCAUAAGAUGCUUUUAAAACAAACCAAUAUCAUUGGUUGGAGUUAUACUAAUUCUUAGUUAAAUAUUGUAAAUGCUA
Messenger RNA from Sorghum bicolor (sorghum), 1839 nucleotides. Its product is annotated as pre-mRNA-splicing factor cwc25-like. The record is from RefSeq and is a predicted model, not a curated record. Bases 351 to 1049 code for a protein of 232 amino acids. Lineage: Eukaryota; Viridiplantae; Streptophyta; Magnoliopsida; Poales; Poaceae. The transcript has 5 exons.